AUGGCUGAGAGAGAUGAAGAGCAAACGCAAGAAGUGGCAAGCUCUAGCAACUCAAAGUCAAAGGCUGGUGGUGACAAUGAAGAGCCCUCUUCGCCUAUGAUGCUUGAUGUCUUUUCGCCUCAGCAACAACGGCAACAAGGACAGCUGCACCAACUACUACAAGAACAACGAGAUCAACAGCAGGAUGACGAUUUUGUCAUGGACAAUGCGCUGGUUGCUCGCUUGUCGCCAACAGGGCGAAAAAUCUCAAUCAGCGCCAUAGCUCCCCCUACAACCACAACCGCAACAACAACAACAACAACGAGAAACCUCCAGGCUGAGGCAGAUGACAUUCAAGUAGAGGCAGACGAAGAUGAAGAGAUAGAAGGUGAAGGUGAAGGUGAAGGGAAAGGGGAAGGAGAAGGGGAAGGAGAGGCAGAGGCAGAGGCAGAGGCUUUUGAAGAUACGCUCGUUGCUCCGGCAGCGUCGCCCGAAUUUGGGUUUGGAAGCACGCGAAGAAAUCACCGAACGGCUGAAGAACAAGCUUUAUUAACAAAGUUUGAAAAUGAAAUCUUAAAAAACCAAGAAGCAAUGAAAACCUUGAAUAAACUAAGGAAUGAAACAAAGGAAAAGUACUUGUACCAAAUGAAAAGAUACAUAAGAUUCUGUGCAAGUAAGGGUCUAGACAAUUUCUUUGUGACUUUAGAAUUGGCUAAGGAGUUGGUGGAUCGUGAAAUUGUAAAGCGUGGCAGCAUAAGUGAAAAUACAAUAAAAAGCAUAAGAUCGCCCCUCAAUAAACUAUACGCCAUGAAUGAGAUUGUCUACGGGUCUCAACAGCCUGAUGCUUACUUGGGAGAUCAGUUCAUCAAGGAUAUCGUUAUAAGACAACAACAGCGGCAACAAGAGCAGCAAUUCGAACAGCUACACUUGCAGCGGCAAAUGGAGGACAAUGAGCCCAGCACAAACUCAGGGUCAACCGGCGGUGGAAGUGGUAGCUUGCUCAGCUUGAAUAAAGCCCCGACCUCCUUGUCUCAAACAGCCUCAAGCUCCAUUGUUGACAAGUCCCUCCCGUCUACAGAUGCAUCGAUCUCGCCUCCCAAGCGUGCCAACAACAUGGAGGAAGAUGCCAACUUGGAUGUUGCCAGGAACCCUCAUCCAGGAGGCACCUCGAGAGAACUGGAAACCCAGAUAAAGACGUUGCCUUCUUCCUCAACGUCUUCUUCGAGCCAAGUCAACUUGAAUCCCAAAUUUGCUCGUCUCAGUGAAAGCACAAAACAUAGAUUGAGUGAUCGAGAAGAAGUAUUGCUACGCAAAUUCGAUGACGAGGUGUUGGAGAGUACCAAGACCCAGGACAUUUUGCAAAACUUGACUGAAAACACUUUCAAAUCCUAUGCCACCGACAUCAAGAGGUUUAUUCGGUUCUGCGCCAGAAAGGGCAAGAAUGAUUCGUUGAUUGACGAAAACAUCCUCACGCGUUUCCUCCAGUUUGAAGCUAGCAAGAAUAGGAAAUACAAGUUAAAGAAUGUCAGAACCAGUCUCCUCAAAUUGCAUCAAUUGAAUUGUCUCGCUUACGAUUUGGAGUUUUUGGAAGGAAACAUCGUAUUGGUGAUGAACAGGUUUUUGGACAACAACAAUCACAACCACAACCACAAUAGUCCCAAUACCCCAACUCAGGACUCUGAGCAGCAAAUCAUUGAAGAAGAAGACGAAGAUGACGAGCACGACCAUCUAGUCGUGAAACUCAAGGAGUUGUACGAAACUUCCAAUGUCCUAAGAGGUUUAUCCGACGCGAGCAAGAAAUUGUACUCCAACGAUUUUAACCGCUAUGCGUCGUUCUGUUCCAGAAUCGGAUUGCAGCAUUUUGACCUUAGUGGCGAGUUGAUUCUAAGAUUCUUCAAAGAGGAUAUCAUUUCUCGGGCACCAACGAUUACAAGUAAAAAAUUGCAGGAGAUCUUGAGCAGAUUGAGUAGGUUACAUACUUUGAAUGUUGAACUAAAAGCCACUCAAUCUGAAACAAUUGAAAAUGUCGAAUUGGUCAAGAGCUUUCUCAAGGAGUACAACAACAACAACAACAACAGUAGUAGUAGUAAAACCAAUAAACCGCAAUCGGCAGCGACUACCGACAGUGCUCCAGCUGCCCACAAACAAGGAGAAGAAGAAGAAGUCCCCGGAAGUGGCAAGACGAGCGGCUCCAGCACGAAUGGCACUGGUGCCAGCACACUCUCGGGCGCUUCGUUGUCAUCUACUCAUACGCAAUUGCCGCAGUUGAACUUCUCCAAUGACUCCUCGGGAGGCGGCGUCCUCGACGCGGGACUGCUGUCGUCGGAGCAAACUAGUAAUGGGGAGUUGAUUACUUCAACCAACAAAACGGAAACAACUACUCCCACUCCAACAGUAGCAGCAGCAGGAGCGGCAGGAGCAGGAGCGGCAGGUGGAGGAGGAACAGCAGGAACAGCAUCAGCGAAAGGGGGCGGGAGAGGAGCGGCAGCAGCAGCGUCAUCAUCAUCAAAGAAGAAAAUAUCCACCCACGACCAAAUGAAAAAGAACCUAUUCCAAUCGUACAGUUCUCGUGCCGACGUUGUUGAAACGUCGAGUAGCAUCUCGAGUGGUAAGCCCACCGAUGAACUUAUCGUGAAUGAGCUCCGACCCAAGGAUCGCAUCAGUGAAAAUGCUAAUUAUCCAGUCGUACCACUUGAGAUUGAGGCUGAUCCUUUGCAAGAAGGCUCGUCCAAUGCAAAUGCAGCAGUAGUCAUGGUUGCCGCUUCGGCUGAAACUGAACCUGAAGAAGAUAAAGGCGAAGAAAGCGAAGAUGAAAAAGAGGAAGACAUCGCGGAGCCGGUUGAUACUAGUCCCGGCCCAAAGCGCUCGCUUAAACGCCAGCGCACCGAAGAGGAUAAACUUCCCGAGACAAACGACUCGAUCCCGAAAUUCGUCAUGAACAGAAACAUUGAUUCCGUAACUCAAGUAGUUGAAGAAUGGACGCUUAUCAUCAAGCGCAAGCAGAAGUAUGACUUGGGCUGGAUCAAGAGCAUGAUCGAUUUCCAAAUUUACAAUAGCCGGAAAUUGAUAAUCGACUUGAUUGAAGAAUUGUUACCCUUGAUGGACGAGAAGUAUGAAGGGGUGUCAUUGAGCGGGUUAAACUAUAGCGGCGACGAUGCCGAUAUUGCUGACAUCUUUGAAAUUGCCAAAGUAUUCGACCAGUAUUUGGAUCGGAAAAAGAUGACGCUUGCUGCUUUGGUGAGGAAGAUUGAAACGUAUCCUAUCUAUACAAAGCGUGAGUUUCUGCGGGUCUUGACUCGUCGCCAAACUAACUUCGCCAAAGAAUGA
Molecule: messenger RNA, 3306 nt
Organism: Lodderomyces beijingensis
Lineage: Eukaryota; Fungi; Ascomycota; Pichiomycetes; Serinales; Debaryomycetaceae
Source: the annotation of a GenBank genome assembly